AGAUGCUUAGUGAAACAGCUAGAAAAAGGUGAUGUCAAUGUUGUAGACUUAAAGAAGAAUAUUGAAUAUGCAGCAUCUGUUUUGGAAGCAGUUUAUAUCGAUGAAACAAGACGACUAUUGGAUACUGAAGAUGAGCUUUGUGAUCUUCAGUCAGAUUCUGUACCCUCUGAAGUCCGGGACUGGUUGGCCUCAACCUUUACAAGAAAAAUGGGGAUGGUUAAGAAGAAAUCUGAGGAAAAGCCAAAAUUCCGAAGUAUUGUUCAUGCUGUUCAAGCUGGAAUUUUUGUUGAGAGGAUGUACAGAAAGUCCUUUCAUAUGGUUGGUUUGGCAUAUCCAGAAGCUGUCAUAGUAACAUUAAAGGAUGUUGAUAAAUGGUCUUUUGAUGUAUUUUCCUUAAAUGAAGCAAGUGGAGAACACAGUCUGAAGUUUAUGAUUUAUGAACUUUUUACCAGAUAUGAUCUUAUCAACCGUUUCAAGAUUCCCGUUUCUUGUCUAAUUGCCUUUGCAGAAGCUUUAGAAGUUGGUUACAGCAAACACAAAAAUCCGUAUCACAAUUUGAUUCAUGCAGCUGAUGUAACUCAAACUGUGCAUUACAUAAUGCUUCAUACAGGUAUCAUGCAUUGGCUCACUGAACUGGAAAUUUUAGCAAUGGUAUUUGCUGCAGCCAUUCAUGAUUAUGAGCAUACAGGAACCACAAACAAUUUUCAUAUUCAGACAAGGUCAGAUGUUGCCAUUUUAUACAAUGAUCGUUCAGUCCUUGAGAACCACCAUGUAAGUGCAGCUUAUCGACUUAUGCAAGAGGAGGAAAUGAAUGUCUUAGUAAAUUUAUCCAAAGAUGACUGGAGGGAUCUUCGGAAUCUAGUGAUUGAAAUGGUUUUAUCUACAGACAUGUCAGGUCACUUCCAGCAAAUUAAGAACAUUAGAAACAGUUUGCAGCAGCCUGAUGGGAUUGACAGAGCCAAAACCAUGUCCCUGAUUCUCCAUGCUGCAGACAUCAGCCAUCCAGCCAAAUCCUGGAAGCUACAUCAUCGGUGGACCAUGGCCCUGAUGGAGGAGUUUUUCCGACAGGGAGAUAAAGAAGCUGAGUUAGGGCUUCCGUUUUCUCCACUUUGUGAUCGGAAGUCAACCAUGGUGGCCCAGUCACAAAUAGGCUUCAUUGAUUUCAUUGUAGAGCCAACAUUUUCUCUUCUGACAGACUCAACAGAGAAAAUUAUUGUUCCUCUUAUAGAGGAAGCAUCAAAAACAGAACAUUCUUCCUAUGGGGCAAGCAGACGAUCCAAUAUGAAAGGCACCAUAAAUGAAGGAAGCUACUCCCCAGACUACUCCCUUGGAAGUGUGGACUUGAAGAGCUUCAAAAACAACCUGGUGGACAUUAUCCAACAGAACAAGGAGAGGUGGAAAGAAUUAGCAGCACAAGGAGAAUCUGAGCUUCACAGAAAUUCAGAAGAACUAGUAAAUGCUGAAGAAAAAGAUGCUGAAACACAUUCAUAGGUCUCAGACAACUUAAAAGCUUCUAUCACUUUAAACAUGAGAGGAUAAGAACAGCACUAGUAUAUCCCCUCAAUUUUCUAUAUUCUUCAUUUUCAUCGUACACUUGGAUCAGAUCAUUU
Molecule: messenger RNA, 1610 nt
Organism: Suncus etruscus (white-toothed pygmy shrew)
Lineage: Eukaryota; Metazoa; Chordata; Mammalia; Eulipotyphla; Soricidae
Gene: PDE1A
Product: phosphodiesterase 1A
Exons: 14
Coding region: 208-1491 (427 amino acids)
Biological process (GO): signal transduction
Molecular function (GO): 3',5'-cyclic-nucleotide phosphodiesterase activity
Source: RefSeq, a predicted model, not a curated record